Messenger RNA from Penicillium brasilianum, 1824 nucleotides. The record is from the annotation of a GenBank genome assembly. NCBI's taxonomy places the organism in Eukaryota, Fungi, Ascomycota, Eurotiomycetes, Eurotiales, Aspergillaceae.
AUGGGUAUCCCAAGUCACAAUCUGGACGACCUCGAGCAGCGGCGACUUGCCCUCGAAGACAACAUAUCCGAACUCCAGAAAUCCCUUUACCACUGGCGAACCUGGGAGGCAGAAUAUGAUGGCCUUCGAGAGGAAAUCAAGGAGCUGCACGAUGACGCCACUUCCGAUGACUUUCUCGCCGUUGCGCGCCAGUAUGAAGGAUCGCUGGUAAACGAAAAGGAAAUACGGGCCAUUCUUCGAACCCAAGCGGGCGUCACGCGAUCCCGUACCCAAGUGGUCGAUCUUCUCGGCAGACGGAUCGAUUACGUGAAGCAGAAUGCCACGACAAUCGAGAAGAGGCUUCGAAAAGUGGAAGAUGAGCUGUACACCUUGGAUUCGAACGAUCAGCCUCCUGCGGAUAUUUCUGGCAGUCAAGGAUUUCCCAUGAGUGAGAUCGUGGAAGAACUUGACGAGGACGGCAACGUGAUUUCCAGCUCAGUCAACACCCCUGGCGAUCAUGCGCCGGCCCUGCUAGAAGCCCUGAAGAAAGCUGGUGUCGAUGACAUCCCGGAGAUUGCUCAGCAAAGCGAGAGCAUCGCUGGAUCUAGCUCAGCUACCCGGGAAGAGAAGGCAGAUGCGGUGGAUAAGGAUACGACCAAAGAGCAGUCUGAAGUGGUGUCAAAUGGACACGUCGCUUCCUUCAAUGGAAACGAUAUAUCCCAGGAUGAGCUGGACCUGUCGAAACCAGUGUCGCUUGUCACGCCAGAGGAUCGCGCACAAUCCCCAGUGACCGAUAUCGACGAACCCGCCGACGAGGCAACACUUCGACGAGAAAUGCUGGAAUAUGGCAUCCACGAAGUCGGCGCAAUAGUUGCAGAGCUGGAACUUGACGAAGACGGCAGCGAAUUCUCUGUUUCAGACGACGAGUACGAUAUCGGCACUGAAGAGGAGGAGGAAGACGAGUUUGGUCGGUCACACCUCGAGUUGUCCGAGGAAUACCAUCGGCAAAUGCGGGAGUUGGAAGCCAAACUCAACGCUAGAGGCAUGACCAACAUGGGCAAAGAUACCAAUACCUUCCCCGAAGAAGUUCGACUGGAGAUUGAAAAUUUUGCCGCAGAGCCUGCCGGAGUGAACGGAGAUAACGAUGACGCUGCGAAGGAAAAGAAGCCAAAAAAGAAGGUCGCUUUCGCUGAUGAUCUGGAUGUCGCACCCACAUCCAAGCCCGCUGUGGUUGAGAAGAAGGGUCCUGCAUCCAAACCUCAGAUAAGCGUCCAGGUUCUCUCCGAUGCUAUCGUUGAGCGUACAGAGCAGCCAAAGGAGUCUCGCCCGACCCCAUCCAAUGGGCCCAAGAAGACUUCUCGCUUCAAGAGCGCUCGAGCAGUCGAUCCUGCAACCACCAGUGCCGAAUUACCCGCCAAACCUGCAUCUUCCCAGUUGGUCCCUCAGGUUUCCGAAACUCAGACCUCCCGGAAGCAAACCAACGGCCUCCCAUCAGCAACGCCUCCUGAUUUGUUCCCUGCCACUCCUCGCGAGCCGAAGCCUUUCUCCACGCCAAUCAUGGACAUUCCUGUCGGACCCUCAGCUCCCACACCCCCCGAGGGCAAGACCCUAGCUGAAAGGCUGGUCGAGCGAGAUAUUGCUCCUGGAUCCAUCACGGCUCCCGAACCAGACGAGUUGAACGAAGAGAUUCACCGCCGCGAGAUUGCUUCCGAGUUUUACAGAAUCCGGAACAGCAAGAUUCAACAGCAGGGUGGCUUCGUCAAUGAGGAAGAGCCGGAGUUCGUUCCCGUUGAAGAACCGGUCCAACGCGUGAGCAGAUUCAAAGCUGCGCGGCUGCGACCUUAG